This is a messenger RNA of Penicillium maclennaniae, 1659 nucleotides long. Its product is annotated as 3-oxoacid CoA-transferase. NCBI's taxonomy places the organism in Eukaryota, Fungi, Ascomycota, Eurotiomycetes, Eurotiales, Aspergillaceae. Gene Ontology annotation, molecular function: succinyl-CoA:3-oxo-acid CoA-transferase activity. The transcript has 7 exons. The record is from RefSeq and is a predicted model, not a curated record. Bases 1 to 1659 code for a protein of 552 amino acids. Gene Ontology annotation, biological process: ketone body catabolic process.
AUGGCAGCGUUACGAGUCACAACCACACAGCUCUCGCGCAAGGCACUAACAUCAUGCCGACCACGCCUCUAUCUCGGCAUUCGCCCGACACUUGCAACCCGCCCCAAGAUACACGCAUACUCCACGGCACCGACACGGAAUCUCGCCCCGAAGAUCGAGCGCGGAGGGUCCAAGCUGUACAAAGAUGCCGAUGAAGCUGUCAAGGACGUGAAGAGCGGCUCGACGAUCUUGAGUUCCGGGUUCGGACUCUGCGGUGUUGCGGAAACGUUGAUCAAUGCAAUGGGUCGACGCGGGAAAGAUCAAUUGCAUUCGCUCACGGCAGUUUCGAAUAAUGCCGGUUCGGCGGGCAAAGGUGGAUUAUCAACGCUGUCGCAUAAUGGGCAGUUGGAUCGGUUGAUUCUCUCGUAUUUGGGCAACAACAAGGCUUUGGAGAAGAAAUAUUUGUCCGGGAAAAUUGCGAUUGAGCUUUGUCCUCAGGGUACUCUGGCUGAGAGGUUGAGGGCUGGUGGUGCGGGGAUUCCGGCGUUCUUUACCCCGACCGGAGAGGGAAAGAUCCCCGUUCGAAUGGAUGAGUCCGGCAAUGUCUUGGAGUCUGGCAAGCCGCGGGAGACCCGUGAGUUCAAUGGCAAAACGUAUCUGAUGGAGACUGCAUUGACUGGAGAUGUGGCGAUCUUGCGGGCGUGGAAAGCCGAUGAGGCUGGAAACUGUGUUUUCCGGUAUGUUUGCAUCACGAUCAUAUCGGCAGAAUAUAAUGCUGACUUCCGUAGAUACACCACCAAGGCAUUUGGACCGAUCAUGGCCAAGGCUGCUACCUUGACUAUCGUGGAAGCCGAGAAUAUUGUUCCUGUUGGGUCGAUUGACCCGAAUGAUGUGGACCUGCCAGGUAUCUUUGUGGACCGCAUUGUUCCCGCGACGGACGAAAAGCACAUUGAGAUUAAGAAGCUGCGUGAAAGUGAGGCAGCAGGUGGAUCGACGAAAGGCGAGGCUCAGAUUCAGAGAGAGCGUAUCGCUCGGCGAGCGGCGAAGGAAUUGAAGCAGGGAUACUAUGUGAACCUUGGUGUUGGUAUUCCUACACUGGCACCAUCCUUCUUGCCCAAAGAUGUCAAGGUUUGGGUUCAGUCUGAGAAUGGCAUUCUGGGAAUGGGUCCGUAUCCCACAGAGGAUGAGGUCGACGCAGAUAUCAUCAAUGCCGGCAAGGAGACCGUGACUUUGGUGCCAGGUGCUGCCACCUUCGACAGCACUGAGUCAUUUGGUAUGAUCCGCGGUGGCCAUGUGGAUGUGUCGAUUCUCGGCGCCCUGCAAGUGAGCGCCAACGGUGAUCUCGCAAACUACAUGAUCCCCGGAAAGGUCUUCAAGGGUAUGGGCGGCGCCAUGGACCUGAUUUCCAAUCCCGGUAAGACCAAGAUCGUGGUGGCGACCAGCCAUGUCGCCAAGGAUGGAUCGCCCAAGAUCGUGCAGAGGUGCAGCCUUCCCCUGACCGGUGCCAAUGUCGUGAGCACCAUCAUCACCGACCUGUCCUCGCAGUGUGUCUUCCAGGUCAACCGAGCCACCGGCGAGCUCACAUUAACGGAACUUGCUCCCGGCGUAGAAGUCGAAGAAGUGCGCAGCAAGACAGACGCCAAGUUCACAAUCGCCGAGAACCUGGAAAUCAUGGAGUAG